AUAUUAUAUGAUUUUGUCCUUAAAUAUUUCAAAAACGACGUUUAUGUUUUAGAUAAUCACGGAAUAACAUCCUUUUUUAAAUUGUCAUCACGUACAAAAUUAUAUACCAUAUCACCACUUUUCUAACAUUGACCUGUGACAUGUUACCCGACUCGUCCUGUUAAUCUUACAUGGACAGAUAUGUCCUAUCCGUGAUCAGCGUUGCAAAAAUACAAUAACAAGGUGAUAUAUACCGGUGAGUAUUAAUUUAACAUUUCAAAUACCUUUAUAUAAUGUCUUGUAAAUGAACAUGAUAUCGAGACCAUUGUGUAGUGAAGUUCGCAAGCAGUGAUCACUUUUUGUUCAAUUCUUACACUAUUCAAAAGGAUAUAUUACAAAUCUACCUAAACUUCGACGUCCCUGUAAUGAAUAUGGUAUCGUGGUCCAAUAUAGCAGGUCUUUGUAAAGGUAAUGCCCACAAGGGGAUCAUUUUUAGAUUGUUUUUAAGUAACAGAGCUACACACAUUGGAAUUCCGUACCGGUUAUAUUAACGUUUUGAUCACAGCCCUAACUAUACGUCUGGUACUGUAGAGGAACGUGUUUCAAAUAUACAGAACACUCUAAACAUGGCUAAAGUAACACAACAGGAACUUGGUGAGCUGAAAUCUCUAGCUGCUCCUCCGCAGAUCAUUAAAGAUGUACUGGCAGCUGUAAUGAUAUUGAUAGGGGAACCUAAUCCAAGGGAGUAUAAAACAGCUCAAAAAGUAUUAUCGCAGAGAUCAUAUGACAACUCUAUGAUAGAAAGACUUUCGACACUAGAUGUCGGCACUAUCCCUAUGGAGGAAGUUGUGAAAGCACAAGGACUUGUUGACGGAAUAACAAUAGAAAAUGUUCAAAAAGUUAGUUUGGCUGCCUGCGGUAUCUUUUCCUGGUUACAAGAUGUACUAUCCCGUGUGGGGGAGAGGACAGGAAACCUGAAUAAAACCUAGGUGGACCAAAUCGACUGAUGUAUACGUAUACUGUACGGCCAAGGUGGAUUGAUAAAGGGCCUUUACCAAAAUACUGUCAAGUAUCUAAAGGAGAAUGAGGGGCUGCUACCUGGUAUAAAACUUGACUCCUAACAAGCUUUUGUAAAGCUGAACUGAUUCAUCUUGUUCAUCCAGCAUAUACGUCAUCAUUUCAAAUCCAUGAACAUUUGAUUUGCAUACGAGGACAAUUUCACUUCUGAAUAUGCCAAACAUUUCAGCGUUCUGCCCAAGGUAGCCGCUUGUGGCACCUGGUAUUUUUGUCACCACAUAUUUAGAUUUAUUAAUAGCAUUGAAUAAACAACUCGAAAUUUAAUA
Molecule: messenger RNA, 1322 nt
Organism: Pecten maximus
Lineage: Eukaryota; Metazoa; Mollusca; Bivalvia; Pectinida; Pectinidae
Product: dynein heavy chain, cytoplasmic-like
Exons: 3
Coding region: 606-968 (120 amino acids)
Biological process (GO): microtubule-based movement
Cellular component (GO): dynein complex
Molecular function (GO): minus-end-directed microtubule motor activity; dynein intermediate chain binding; dynein light intermediate chain binding
Source: RefSeq, a predicted model, not a curated record